This is a messenger RNA of Peronospora matthiolae, 189 nucleotides long. The record is from the annotation of a GenBank genome assembly. NCBI's taxonomy places the organism in Eukaryota, Oomycota, Peronosporomycetes, Peronosporales, Peronosporaceae.
AUGCGAACGCAUCCCGAUUUGGUCGGCUUAAGCCGUACCAUCAGUACGCUGCUUCUUCCGAUGAAGAACGCCCUUGCGCUCAAGCAUCUCGCAGAGAGCCUUGUGCUCCCGAUGGUGGGCAUCAACAAGGGUCUGAAGAGCAGUUAUCUCAUCCCGAGACCGAUCAACAAUCCCACGAGCUACCCUUAG